Caenorhabditis remanei is the source of this 2088-nucleotide messenger RNA. RefSeq lists its product as uncharacterized. Gene Ontology annotation, biological process: Golgi organization. NCBI's taxonomy places the organism in Eukaryota, Metazoa, Nematoda, Chromadorea, Rhabditida, Rhabditidae. The coding region runs from base 1 to 2088 and encodes 695 amino acids. The transcript has 9 exons. Gene Ontology annotation, cellular component: Golgi apparatus. The record is from RefSeq and is a predicted model, not a curated record.
AUGGGAUCAGCCAUAACCAAAGAGACAAUUCUACAGGACAAUGUAUAUUUGAAAAAGUUGAGUGGCUUGGAGCCUGUCGACGAUUACGAUCCAUUCUGGAACAAGCUACUGUCAUUUAGUCUGAAAUUUGACGAUGAAGACGAAGAUACUAGAAAUGCAUUGGAAUCCGCACUAGAUGAUCAUCUACAAUGUCUUAUGUACAAUACACAAACGACUGGAAACUUUGCAGCUUUCAUCCGACUCUUUCUUCGCAGGGCAACAGAAUUGAAAGCAUCCGAGCAGUGUGAAAACAAAAUCUAUUUAUGGCAAACUUCAAACGCUCUUCUGAUCCUUCGCUAUAUAGCCAGGUUCCUAACACAACGAAUGACUGAAAAAGAGUUUGUGAGAAUUUUUGCAAAAAAUAGAGAAAGCGAGGAGAACGAAUCGUCUUCUACUUCUUCAUCAUCAGACGAAGAUGCUGACGACGAUGAGGAGAGUUCCAACAAGCAAGAAAACGGAAACUAUAAUAACAACGAGCAAACAAAAGAACCAUCAAUCGUGUUCCAAAACACAGCAGAAGAAUUUACAUACGAACUUGUUUCCAUCUUGAUUAAUAUUUCUGUCAAUGAUACAACACUGGCAAUUCAUGUGGAAGCUGUAAGAUGCCUGUUGACACUUCUCAGCUCUCAAUUGUACAAUGAAUCGAUUGUUAACACAUCAAUCGUAUUCCGAUUUUUCAUCGAUGGAGCUUGUGCUCAACACGCUGCAGGUCUCACCAAGACAUUGCUCCUCAAUUAUCUUAUCCACAACUCUGAGUAUCAUAUGACUGUACAGAAACCACAAGAAAGCAUUGUUUUUGGAUUAGCAUCAUCAAUGUGGUCAAUGGUUCAAAUGGCAACUGGGUUAGAUUCGGCAGAAGAAGAAAAGAAACCUCCAUUAACGCUUGGAAAUCUCAGUAUUCUUCUUCUUUUGAAUCUUUCAUGUCAUCAACCUCUCAAUGCUUCCAAUCCAUUCAAAGAAACACUUGCUCUGUUCCAAAAUGCUCAAGAAGUGUCUACCUUGCCUACUCAAGUUGUUUCCUUUAAAAUUGAUUAUAAUGGACUUUACGAAAGAUUGUGUGCGACUGCUGGACAAGAGCCUCCUAUGCUGCUACUGUAUAUGCUUCUUCAAGCGAAUUCUGGUUUCCGAAACUACGUUCUUUCCCGUAUUAAUCUGGAAAAUCUUGUCGUCCCUGUUCUUCGAAUACUACAUGAUGGGGUUGCCACUUCAAAUAAUUCACACCAUGUGUAUCUAGCGCUGAUUGUUGCUUUAAUUCUCAGCGAAGACGACAUUUUCUGCAAAAUCAUUCAUGAAACGCCGAUAAAAGACCUCGGAUGGCUUGACAGCGAUUUCAGCGUUCGUGAAAUCUCCCUCGGAGGAUUGACAGCUCUCGUCUUCAUCAGAGCUAUUCAGAAAAAUGCAUUGAAAACGAAGGAUCGGUAUCUACAUACAAAUUGUCUCGCUGCUCUCGCCAAUAUGUCUGCAUUCUUCAAAAACCUUGCGCCAAUCGUUUGCCAAAGAUUGAUUUCUCUCUUGGAUCUUCUCACCAAACGGCACGCAAAAAUGGUCGAUCAUAUGAGAGUCAGUAGUCAGAAUGAUGUUGCUGGUGGUCAGCCGAUCAAUUUCCAUGACGACAUCACCGCUCUAGAAGAAGGAAUCCGUACUCUUCUGGAAAUAAUUAACAGUGCUCUUUGUGGCGGACUACGUCACAACACACACCUCAUCUACAAUCUUCUUUACCAUCGAGCCCUUUUCGACGCCUACGUUCAACAUCCAAUGUUUCAAGAUUUGCUUGUAAACAUUGCUGCUGUAAUCUCCCAUUUCUCCUCAAAAGUCAUACAUGUUCCUGCUGGAGAUGGAGUAACAAUGCUUCAAAUAAUUGAGAAGGAAGCGAAUGUUUGGCCCACUGAUAAAUUGGCCAAGUUCCCAGAACUCAAGUUCCGGUACGUGGAGGAUGAAUACACUGUCGACUUCUUCGUGCCAUACGUUUGGAGGUUAUCGGUCCAACACUCAGGGAUCCAUUUCGAAACAUCUAGAAUUAAAAUUUUUAACGCUCAAAGUAUUGCUUGA